Setaria italica (foxtail millet) is the source of this 3028-nucleotide messenger RNA. RefSeq lists its product as uncharacterized. NCBI's taxonomy places the organism in Eukaryota, Viridiplantae, Streptophyta, Magnoliopsida, Poales, Poaceae. The record is from RefSeq and is a predicted model, not a curated record. Bases 1 to 1095 code for a protein of 364 amino acids. The transcript is spliced from 9 exons.
AUGGCGGGAGGGGAGGACCUGCGGGCGGUGAUGGCGGUCGGGAAGGAUGGCCGGCGGGAGGAGCUUGCGGCGGGACAGAUGCGAUGGGGCCGAGUGCGGCUAGUCCACGUCGUGCAGGAACUCGUCUCCGAGUCCCAACGUGGCGACCAUGCCGCCGCCGCCGUUCUGGAGCUUGUCGACGUCAGCAUCCAAAGAUCUGUAGGCCGGGUGGGGCGUGUCGACGUCGUGCAGGGGCUCGCCCCCGAUACCCACCGCUGCGACCUCGAAGCCGCCAUUCAGGGGCUUGUUGACAUCGGAACCCCAAGAACCAGCUACGCUGUGACACGGGAAGAGCCAUUGGAGUUGUACAAAGACAUGGUUCUUGGCCGUAAUUUCGAGGGCAUGAGUGUGCAAAUGUACUACCGUUUACUAGUUUGGACCAGCUCUGUUUUGUUUUCUAAUCUGCUUGGUGUUGCUUGGCAGGGAAAUUGGAGGGAGCUGUUUGAGCACCUGACCAACGUGAUCCUGCUGAACCUCAGCAUCCAUGUAUGGUACAAAGAGACCAAUGGCUUUCGGCGUUUUGGUCGGGCGUGGCCCAAUUUCAAUCUCCGCCACUCACGCUGCCCCGCCGUGCUAUCGGCGCCUCUCCCUCACCACCCCGCCAGCCCCCACGCCUCGCCGGCGUGUUGGUCGCAGCGCUCCUCAUCGGCCUGGCAUGGUCCUCACCAGCCUGCCGCGCUCCCCACCAGACCAGGUUCAGUCAGAUGCCGGCAUGAUCCGCCACCGCCGCCCGCUCGCGCGUUGGCCUCGGCCUGGAUGCCGCUGCUGCCCCACUCGCCGAGCUCUGACCACCCGCCCCUGCAGCAGUUGCCUCCCGAAGCUAAGCCGGCCUGCAGGAGCAAGUUGUGGAUGGAUGAUAGCAGUUGCCUCCCGAAGCUAAGCCGCUCUGGACGUCGCCUGCACUGGCCCACCGCUAUGGUAGGUCGCCCUGCACGCCGGCAUGCCGAAGCCGCAGACGAAAUCGACGCAGCCUACUGGCCUACAAGACAACUUCCUGGUUCAUGGACAUCAGACACGCGAAAUUGCUCCCGUCAGCUGGUGAGGUGUCAAGGUUGAUAAGGAUGCACGCCGGGUGAAUUCCACGGCCGCUGGCAGCACGUGGACCUCAUCAUCUCUACUGGUAAUCAACAAUGUGCUUGACAAAAUGUCCCAGUGGCUGCAUUCAGUUUUUCUCUGCAACAUACCAAAAAAUCUUUUACUCUUUGGAUUUGAUAUGUUCGUUGUUCUCACCGCUCAUGGAUCUCAGCGAAGCACAUUUCACUGACAAUUGAGAGAAAUAUGCUCUAUUGCAGUUAUACUGGCCUUUCUAUAACAUGAUUCUCUUGUACUAACUACAAAGUGUAGGUGCCUUGCUAAUUUUGUCUGUUGCAGCUAGCGUGUAAACAUUGGAUGGGGGUGUUGAUGAGGGUACUUUGGAUAUUCAGAGGGCAAUGUAACAAAAUUGCAAUCUUUGUACUUCUAUACUUGGUACCACCUCUGAACUUUGUUCAAGUAUUUCAUUCCGGAUACAGAUAACGAACCAAACCGACUCAGUAUAUGGUAUAUUGCUAGGAGAAGAAUCCUUAUGAUAGUAAUACACCAUAACCUGCUGGUAGAAGUUUACCCAACCCAAUCUUAAUUUGAUUGUGUUGACAAUUUACAUUUAUAAUUGGUGACAUCAUUUUUCUUAUGCUUAUCUUUACUAUUGAUUCAAAUUGGGUAGCACAAAAAAUGCUCUGUAUGGAGCUUCAGCACCCUCUUCUGAUAUAUAUAACAUUGCCAAAUUUGCCAAUUUUUAUUUGAUGGAGAUCUGUGUUCCCCAUCUUAUAUAUAUUUCUUAAUUAUGGGAGCCCAUCUUAUAGUAUUUAGUAGUUUCAAACUGCUUCUUACCUCUAGAACGAAGCGCAGGGUAUCUAAAAGUGUUUGCACUGAUGGACAAAUUGCAUAAUCAUGGUAAAUUAUACUGGUUGUUUGUCACUCAUUAUCUCAUUUACUAAUGUAUGCUGGUAUUAUUCAGAUCCUUUCCUGCAAAUACGAAAGUUAAGAGUGCAAAUACAAAAGUUAAGAGGAUAUAUAGCGCUUUGUCCACGCACAAAUUUUAUUUUGUUGAAACAGGAGAUUUGAUGUUAUGGGUCCAUUUUUACUUCACCAUUUUAUUUUGUGUUCAGGUGACACUUUCUAUUCACGUGACUUUGGUUGUUCUGAUAACCAGGGUUUCAAGCUUAGAUAUCAGGUCUUAUGUAUUUUAUUGACACAUGUUUUAGCCGUAGCAAGCUUCAGAUCAGAGAUAGUUGUGCCCAAUAUCUACUUAUUUCCAGCAAGUUUUCUGUAUUUAAAGCUCAUGUUUUUUUUUUGUCUCAAUACUCUACCAACUGGUUGAGGCAGAAAAGCUAAACCCAACAAUAUUUUUGAAGGCCUGCGAGGUGUGAACUUUUUGAUGUCAAACCUGGAGCGGCUGUGCAUGUCGGGGAUGAUCAGAGAAAUGAUGUAUGUGGAGCUAAAGAUGCAGGCUGCGAUGCACGGCUUUGGAGCUGAUGCUCAUUUAUUCAAGUAGACAUUUCUAUUUAUCUACAUCCCAACAUUAAAAAUUUUAUUCUAUUGGGAAAAAAAAUCUAGGAGCACCUUUUCUUAUAAGUCUCGUGUUUAGUAUCAAAAUAAAUGAGAACUUUGCAAGGGUGCAGACUUUCAGUUAAGCCUAGGCUCCAGUACAUCAUCGCCAAGAAUCAUGUGCAAUGGAGAUUCUUAAUGUCAUGGAGUAGGAAACAAUUCAUUGUUCGUACAAAGUUGGAGUAAGCUAAUUUCUUUUUCACUUUCUGGAGGCAAUGUGUAUACAAAUAUAGAUUAUUUGACGGAUGGGCUCGGGUACGGAAUAGAUUAUUCCGUACCCAGGGUAUUGUAUAGUAUAAUCCUAUAUAUAUAUAUUCAGUAUAGUUGUAAUGGCACCUUUAUAGUAUAGUUUGAGGACAUGGUUCAAUUAUCUCCGAGGCUGCUAUUGUAUCCGUGAAAUAUA